Messenger RNA from Gigantopelta aegis, 6314 nucleotides. RefSeq lists its product as uncharacterized. The transcript has 3 exons. The record is from RefSeq and is a predicted model, not a curated record. NCBI's taxonomy places the organism in Eukaryota, Metazoa, Mollusca, Gastropoda, Neomphalida, Peltospiridae. The coding region runs from base 571 to 4809 and encodes 1412 amino acids.
UGUGCUGCUUGGAGAUACGCUGUUUGUCUCCGCUGGCCGCUGUGUGAAUGUUGCGUCUCAUGUAGAUUGUAUGGAGAUAUUUCUAGGAUAAUCCGCUCCGUGUCUAUAGACCUACAUUGACAAUCACUAGUGUCGCUUUGGUGUGGUGUCUUGUUGGUAAUCUUGGUCCAGUGACCCUGAAGACCCUGAAGACCGAGAGAGUUUGAUGUAUUGAUCUGUGAGAUAGCCCGCCUGUUGAAUGUGUCUGUGAGGUGAUCACAUCCACUCAUACAGUGUGUGGAUUAACUGGUGGCUUCUCAAUCCAGACAGACACAUGGCCGGCCCUGUCCCAGCUACACACUCCGUGUGAGUGCAGCAGACUCCAGUCUCGUCAUGACCACCAUACCCCAUUAUGACUGCUGGAGAUCUGAUAUUGUUUGAUCAGCAAGAUGAACCUAAGACAGGAAACUGGAAUCAUCCACCAACAGGUGAAUGGCUGAAUGAUGAUCACAUGACCAAUGAUUAGGCACUGAUCGCGGUGUGCAUUCUUCACGUGUGUCUUCUGAGGGAUGUCGUCCUGCCAGCUCGGUCAUGGAAAAGCACAACUUACGUGUUACCAUCUUGUGCAUGUACAUGUGUGUGUGUGUCUGCAGAGUAUAUGGAAUUUUAAGACUUGAUGACCAGGAAAUCCAUAAAAACCAUGAAACCCAGAUCAGACAAUUAUACAGCAAGUUGAAGAGCAAAACACUGAGUUACAAUAAAAAUGGUGGCACCCAGGAUACACAGGUUUAUGACAAACUGACAACUAGAAACCUGUCCAGUUAUAAUCAAAAUGGUCACCCAAAGCCAAGAGAUCUGAAUACCAGCUUUGUUCAUCUAAUAUCUCAUAAUCCUGUAGAUGAAAAUAGACCAAGUUAUGCCUUCAAGGGUGGAACGUUACUCCUCCAGAAGACAUUUAUGCCAGACACUGGUGAAUCUACAAAUAGACAAUCCAUUGUUCCGUUUAAAUCCAUUUCCAGGCAAGGGAAGGAAUUUAAUUCAGAUGUUUCCUAUUCUAGACAACGAUGGCACUUUAAUAAACCUGACACAAUACUCUUGGAAAGAAGUAAUCAUGGUGCCCUUUUGAAAGAACGUGAAUUCCUUGACCAGUAUAGGAAGAGAAAGAAGCUGCAGGGUGUUUUCUAUCAAAUUACGCAAUUAUAUAAUGAUGAGCUGGAGGAAAAGACAGACAAUGAUGCAAACCGCCUUGAGAGACCAUCAUCACAGAAGAGAAAUCAAUAUAUCGUGUUGGUUCACCGUGUUAAGAAAUCUGUGAAUGAAGCUCAAAAUAGUUCAAGUAAGACUUCUAAAAGAAGAGAUAAUUUUGUCAGUCAACAGUUGUCCUCUGUUGCACCAAUCCAAAAAACAAAUAAUGAUAAAGUACAGGGUGUAACUGGUGGUUCGGAAUCAGAUAAAAAAAGUGAUUCCGUAAAACAUGACAAUGUUUUGCUCUCUGGUAAUUCAACCAGUGCUUCUAAAACUUCAUCAAGUUUGCCAGCUACAGAUUUUGUUAAACAGACUAAUGGUGUUGAGAUGGUAACAUUAAGUACCACUUUAGAUGUGAAAACAAACAAAGUUUCUAAUGUGCCCAGUUUUUCAGCAAGCAUAGUUGAUGAUAAGCCAUCUACAGCUAGCAGAGUUAAUGAUAAGUCUUCAACACAGUUUCCAGAUGGUGGCCUAGAGAAUCUGUCUAGUAGUACUACAACUGUUUCAGUUAAAACAUCUCCAGAAUUUGAUGAUAAUUUGAAACAUCCAGAGAUUAGAAACACCUCCAGUGUUGGUUCAAACAAUGUUCGAACUGUGGUCACUACACCUGGACAUAUGACAUCUCCACAUGAAAACCGUGAACAUGAUGCAUAUAUCUCAACUUCAAGUCCAGUCCACUAUACAGAAUCAGUUCAACGGGGCCAGACAACAAGCAUUCCAAAACUAGAUCCUUCAAAGCAGUUGAGUCAGAAUUUAGUACAAUUGAUUACCUCCACUACCAAACACAUAGAACCAUCUGCUGAAAACUUAAAAACUGCACAGAACACUAAAUCUUUCCAGCAUAGUACUGAAGCCAGUAUUUUACCUCUGCCAACAUCCAACAAUGCUUCAAAACAGGAAGAUCCUCCAGUGCUGACAACUGUAAAUGGUUUCAUGUCAAAUUUGCCUGCAACAAUUGUCACAUCUUCAAAAUCAGCUACAGAGACAGCUACAGAACCAGCUACAGAACCUUCAACAUCUCAAAAAUCAUCACCUGAACCUGGAUUAUCAUCACAGUCAGGUUCAUCACCAGGGCCAGUCCCUGCGAUAAGUCUAGAAUAUGCAAACAGAACUGAUGUGUCCACUGACAAUACACAGUCAUUCCCUUCUGCAGUAACUGAAGGAAGCACAUUAACAACAGCUAGUGGCAUCAGUCCUGAACCAGCAACAUCAAGAAAAAAGAGCAGUACUGUUCUAGUGACUAGUACUAAGCCAGUGUUUGAAGGAAGCAGCCCAGAGACAGCAGAAUCUGGAAGCAGCAGCCUAGAACCAGUAACAGCUGAGGGAAGUAAUUUUGGGUCUGUAACAUUCAGCUCUGUGCCCUCAAUCAGUGCCACAUUUGUAGAGACUGCUGUUGGCAAGGUGACUGAAACAGCAUCCACUAAAAUGUCAGUUGAUACAGCAAGUCCAGUAACCCAAGCUACAGAAGCAAAUCCAAACCAAAAUAGCACCAUAGCACUGACGGUGGUCAUACAGACAUCUACAUCUAGUGAUCCUCAGACCAGCUCUGUUAAUAAUGUAGAGACAACACAUGUUACAACUUCUAAGGCAGAAGUCACAAAUACACCAUCUUCCAAGUCCAAAGAAGAACCAGUAGCAACCCCAGAACCCACCCCAGAAUCUAAUCCUGGGACCAAGAACCCAUAUGCGACAAUGGAACCCCCUCAAGGUAUAGCAGAGCCUGGUCCUGACUGGAAGUUGGCCAAGAAGAAGUGGAAGUUUGCCUGGCCAGCACAUCUCUACCUGUUUGGCAGUGUUUUCACACUAAUAGCAGUUUUUGUCAUUGCCAGCAUGAUUCAGUUGUGGCAGAUAAACCGCUUGUUGAGUCGGCGAUACUUCUUCACAUUAAACUUGUUGAUAUUUUACUUCUGUGCCAUGAGAGCAUUCUACUUGUUCUUUGAUGGAUACAAUUCAAAUGGUGCAUUCCCAGACGUGCUGCAAUAUUUCCUAUACAGCUCAGUUUUCCCGUGUUUGACAUCUGCCUUCAGUAUUCUAUUGUUUUCACUGCUGACAGCAACACAGAUGCAGCUUGUUCCUCCAAGAAUUCAAAAACUGAAAUAUUUAAUUGUGAUAAUUUUAUUUCAUUUUGUUGUUCAGAUUUCAUCAGAUAUUAUUAUGGGGCUGUCAUCGGGAGCUAGGAUGAUGCUGUUUAUGUGUCAGCUCCUCUACAUUCUCUGGGGCCUGUUUCUCUUCUGUGGAUAUACCUAUGUUUUUAGAAGACUGUACUACUCUGCAGUGAAAAGACAGAAGACAUUUCAGUAUAUGACAGCAGGUAAAAGUUAUCUAGAUGAGUCUAAUUCUGAACGUAAAAAGUUCACUCUGAGUUUGGCUGUGAAGGUGACGUUGCUUGCGGCCGUGUUUGGGUUAGUUACGGUCAUACUGGAGGUGUAUUCUAUAGUCAGUGUGUAUGGAGUAAUGUCUGACAAGCAGCCGGAAGCAUGGGCUUGGUGGAUUUACCACACAGCACUCCGACUCACCGAAUGUCUUAUGUGUCUGACGAUGAGCUACAUUGCCUCGCAGCCUUUCCGGUACAAUCAGAAGUACACGCACUGUUUUUGUUACAUGUUGUGUGCUCCAUGUUUAGAAAUGUCUUCGUGUAAUCAUACUGGCAUUAAUGAUUCACUGGGAUGGGACAAUGAUCAGGUUGAUCUUCACAUGUCUGCCAGCCGGACAAACGGACAGAUGAAUGGAAAGAAAAAGGUACAUAUGAGUGACACAGCUAGCAUUGUUCCUGUUGUUGUUCAACCUAGCAGUGGAGAACUGUCGAGACCAACAUCGUUACUUAUCAUAGAGGAUGGGUACGUUCGUUUUCAGACUGAUAAUGACAUCAAUAAGAUAGUGGACAGCUACACCGGGGGACCGAGACAGGAGAUGCUGACGUUCAAAUCAGGAGAUGGAAUUAUUAAUGGUGCUUACUUGAUGAUGGAGGAUCCUUUCAGCUUUGACAGGGCAUCCUCCCACGGUUACACAAGGAAGAGUAGUUUAGCCAGCAGUGUAAUGUUCCGCCCUCCAUCUUCUCUCAGUCUCGCCGACAGUAUGGACAUGGAGAUAGACAAAGCAUUUCGCAGUCUGCGUGACACCAAAGGUUCUGACAUUGUUACCGACAGUGCAUCUUCGUGUGGGACUCUGACAAGACCUUCGUUUCGAAUCAGCGACAGUGUCGAGAGAUCCACCAUAGAAGCUUACCUCGAGGACCAGGCAUCUCACCCGCUGCCCAUGCUCAGAAGGUCAAGGUCAGCUCUCGGUGAUAUCAGUGAUGAGAAGAGGGAAUCUUGGCGACAGAAGCUGUUCAGGAGCCGGAGUGAUAACUCAAACUACAUAAAAACAAAAGACCUGGACAAUCUGAAGUACUUCUCACUGCUGGAUUUUGAGCGCCAGCAUGAGAUGGAUGAACACUUGAAGGUUGGCAAGUCGGUCAGUGGUCAGUAUUCGUCUGAUGAUACAUUCAAUGGAAAUGAUAAACCAGCAGCUGAUCACAGCCUUGACAGUGGGGCAGCAAGGCGCUUACUGACCAGCAGCUCGGAUUCAGAUGAAAUCGAAGUCUGACUUGAUACUGCAGAUAAUAUUAAGAUGAUGUUUCUGGUUAUUAGAUUAAGAUGAAAUCAAAGUCUGACUUGAUACUGCAGGUAAUAAUAUUAAGAUGAUGUUUCUAGGUACGAUUCAGAUGAAAUUGAAGUCCGACUUGAUACUGCAGAUAAUAUUAAGAUGAUGUUUCUGGUUAUCAGAUUCAAAUGAAAUCAGUCUGACUUGAUACUGCAGAUAAUAUUAAGAUGAUGUUUCUGUUUAUUAGAUUCAGAUGAAAUUGAAGACUUAAUGCUGCAGAUGAUAAUAAGAGUUCAUUUCCAAAAGGUGAUAUAAAGCAAUUUCCAGAUUUUUGAGUUAAGCAAUGAAGGUCAUCAAAAGGACAAUAAAGUUUACAUUAAAACGUGAUCUAUGCCCAUGUUUCAUAUAAUAUAUACCGGUGCUACAUCAUGUUGCAACAAAAUCAUGUUUUUUCUCAAAAUGACGUAAAUGGACAUAUAGCAUUUUGGAAAUUAACUUUUUAUAUUAAAGGGACAUGCCCUAGUUUUUAAACACUAAGGCAUAUUUUUGACUAUUAGAGCCGUGUUUGAUAACUGAAAUCAGACAUAUUUAGAUUUUAUCGUUUAGAUUAUCCAUUUCUGUACAGUAACAGUUAUGGAGUCAAGCUUUAUCUAUUUCUAGAAGGUAAGUCACCAUUUCAAAGUCACAGACUCAUCUUUCACUCAAUUGUAACUUUAUCCAAAUUUGUUACAGGUUUGUAGAUUAACUAAAGUUGGUGUUAAUGUUCAUGAGUUGAAACUAGGUCUGUCCCUUUAAGAUGAUGUUUCAAGUUAUGAUUCAGAUGAAAUUGAAGUUUCUCAAUGUAAACUGUGCAUUUAAUGCAUUUCAGGUAUUUUGGCAGCACAUUUUAAAUAUGAGUAAAAUUUCAUAUUCAUUGUGUUACUUGGGCCAGCCUUGUGGUUCUUGGUGUCCUGGCCACAUAUUUUUAAAGCUAGUUUAGUACUACGAUAUUGUAAAACCAUAUCCUAGACCUCGGUUGUUUUAUAAUAUCUUAGCACUAAUAUAGUUUUGAAAAUAUGGCCCUUGUCAUUAGAAGUGUUGUGUGACUUUAAUGAAAAGAGGUAACCUUUUAGAGGUUUUUGCUGUUCUGCAUUAGCAUCAACCAAUAUAAUAUUUGUAACCUCGGGGCAUUUGCUUCUCCUGCUUUUAUUGGAUAUUUUUAUUUUUAACUAUUUCUGCACAAGUGUUUAUAGUAAAUAAUCAAACAUCAAUAAUCAAAUAGUAUAUAUUAGGAGAAUUCUACAAGGUGGAUUCUUCAAAAUAGUUCACAAUCACAAACAAAUUACAUACUUCAUAGAAAAGUCAUGUUAAUGUGGAGACUUGUGGUUUUUUGUACGGUACUUUUCACCAAUAAUUUUUUUUUUUAACAACACCACUAGAGCACAUUGAUUAAUAAUCAUCGGCUAUUGGAUAUCAAACAUUUGAUAAUUUUAAUAUACAGUCUUAGAGAGGAAACCUGCUACAUUUUU